AUGGAAGGUGAAUCAUCAUCGUCAGCAUCGAUGAGGUCAAAAUUGAUGGUGUCCGUGAAGCAAGAGUUGCCUACUGGAUCAGAGACUGAGCUCCUUAAGAUCGAAAAUGCCGUUCUCUCGUUGAUAGGCUACAAUGGUUUCCCAUCUGCCGGCGUGAUUCGGACCGGAGAAUUUUCACUGAAGGUUACCAUUCAGUCCAUUAGCUCUAUUCUGAUCGCGCUCUGUAUGGUGGGUGAUGUUCAAUGGCCCAUCACUAAGGACGCCCCAGUGCUACGUGUUGGCUGGCGUAGCUUUGCGUUCGCCAUGCCGGGACUCAUCUAUGGACUUCAGUUCGCCGAGAACUGCUGCCAGGAACAGUUGCUUAUCCUUUCCUGGCUCUUCAAGGAGUUCGCUCACUUUGAGGAUCACUCAGUGAGAGCUACUGGAUUUGAAUUCUCUGUGCCCGAGUCUGAGCCCCGAUUCUGGUGGGUGUCUCAGCCAAAGAUCCAACUCAUCACGGAUCCCAAGAUCAGGAGAAUUGGGACCAUGGUCCCAAAAGCAUCAACCUUCAUGGAAGGCAUGAACGAGGGGCUACGGAAGGCUUUCCGUAUGUCGGCGGUGGUCAAGCUUAUCACCCAAGUCGUUCUGAUGGGGUACCUUGACCAAAACUUCUUCGAUAUCUUUGACACAAGGACCCGACCCGAUGAAAGUAAGGAUCCGAAUUCCGACCGGGCUUCCCCGACCAUUUUCGUGUUUUCCGACAUCGUAGAAGCCGUAGAGGCGACCAAGUUCAUAGUCUCCAGCAAUUUCCGAUAUCUGCCAGUGUUUCAUCCGACGUGGAAUCCAGUACAAAGUGUGAAGCUAUGGAACAUAAACAAGAAGGGGUUAAUGUUUUUUCUACAUGCCCUAUUAUCGUCGGCGCCGCUCAACUACAACCGCGAAGCUGUGGUGGACGAGGAGGAGAAGACUAAUUCUGAUGUAGAGAUGCUGAAUAUAGAUGUCUUAGAAGAAGAUGUACAGGUGGUGGGAGAAGCUGCAAUGGAAGAAGGGGCCGAAUCUUGCGAGGCCACUAAAGAAGAGGUAGAGGAUGACGAGGAUGACGAGGCAACCGAAGAUGAUGAGGUCAUGGUGCUUCGUGAGAUUAAAUUUCCAAUAAUGGAGAGGACCGGCACGACUCGGCCUGAUUGGAAGAAGAACAGCUAG
Messenger RNA from Telopea speciosissima, 1182 nucleotides. RefSeq lists its product as uncharacterized. Gene Ontology annotation, cellular component: plasma membrane. The transcript has 2 exons. Lineage: Eukaryota; Viridiplantae; Streptophyta; Magnoliopsida; Proteales; Proteaceae. The coding region runs from base 1 to 1182 and encodes 393 amino acids. The record is from RefSeq and is a predicted model, not a curated record.